Molecule: messenger RNA, 3502 nt
Organism: Paramacrobiotus metropolitanus
Lineage: Eukaryota; Metazoa; Tardigrada; Eutardigrada; Parachela; Macrobiotidae
Product: VPS35 endosomal protein-sorting factor-like
Biological process (GO): endocytic recycling
Cellular component (GO): endosome
Source: RefSeq, a predicted model, not a curated record
UACGCAAACGAUCAAAAUGUUGAGAGAAUGGUUAAGCAAGUCAUUGCUGCAGUUCGGCAAAAUGCACAGUUGACUUCCGGUCUGUCAGCGUGCUGAGCAUCGAGCGAGUGCACAAAUCGAGCUUUCGAGCAUACAGUACAGUACGUCUCGUAAGUUGGGUUGUUUGAGUGAUGAUCUUAUCUCAGUUAUCGGUAACAACUUUUGAAGUGUAACAACUUAUCUUGUGCAACCUUGUGCUGUUCACUGGGCGAAAUUCGAAAAAUUCUAUGCUUACUGCAUAGUAACGUGCAAGAGCGUCUUGAAGUUUCCUUGCGACAUGCAGCGCUCUUCGAAAUUUGGGAUGUAACACUCGUUCCGUGGAGAAUUUCUGCAUCAUGAGCGAAGGGUACGUUUGGAUGGCUCGGCCUCGCAACUAUCUGCGGGAACGCCGGGAUUUCGCACUAGACCGCCAUUCAACGGCAAAACACCCACUGAUCAUCGCUCCGAAACCUGUAGCCUCGUCAGAAACCUCGGUGGGAGUCCCCAAUGGCCCGCUUCUCCGUUCCACCUCCUCGGCGCCGAAAACGACCAGCAGUACGUCCAGCAGCCCUCGCGUUUCGGUGCCAGCGGGUUUCAUUGAUCCUUUAUCACAGAUGGCUCUGGGGGAUGAUUUGGGGGCAUUCCGUGGAGAAAGCAACAAGAAGGCAGAGGAUAGGGAGAGACUCUUGGGGCCAUGGGCCGCAAAAAAGGAAAACAUUCUCAGCAAGUUUGCUACGACGGAGAAACUAACACUGACAUCCAGUUACCUUUCCGACAAUGAUCGUGUAGUGACAGUUACGAAAUCGAGCGCAGUGGCUGACAAAAUUCAGAGUCGGUUGGAGCAGUUGGAUAAUUUCGAAGCCGGAUCCAUGAAGGAAAUGAUGAAUUUAUCCCAGCAGGAGUACAUUAGCAAAAUCGAUCAGCUGCACAAUAAAUUGCAGCAGGCCUGGCGCGAAGAUCAGCGUGUGACGGCCUUGAAGAUAUCCAUUCAGCUGGCGAAAUUAUUGUCCGACACGUAUCCGCUACAGUUUUAUCCCAGUAAAUUUGUCCUGCUGACGGAUGUGCUGGAAACAUUUGGACAGCUAAUUUAUGAUCGAAUUCUGGAUAAAUCGGGUACGGUGUUCGGCGACUCCUCCCCGGAUCGGACACCGGAAGCAGCCAAGGAAACCUGCAGGAAUUGGUUUUUCAAGGUUGCCAGCAUUCGCGAGCUACUACCUAGAUUAUAUGUGGAGAUUUCUAUUAUGCGAUGUAGCUCAUUUCUGGAGGAUAAAACGACAUAUUUGGAAAUUAUACCUAGGUUUGCGAAAAUGAUCCGCGGGAUCGGUGAUCACCUCGUCGCUUCGUAUAUGCGCUGCUACCUAGCGCGAAUGAUUUUGCAGGUGGCGCCGGAAAGUGUGCCACAUUUUUUUAUCCUUAUUGAGGAUUUUGUGAUAACGACUCAGCAGUUGCACAGAGAGAAGAUGCUGGAAUCCCGGUUGUCGGAACAAAAACUGAACAUGUCAUCCUACCUGUUGCUUCACCAGCCAGCGCUGGAAUGGAUAACAGAAUGCUAUGCUAAGCAAACCGGAGCCAGAGGAAUGGAGCAGUUACUUGCCUUGGCUGAAGGCAGCCGUUAUUCAGGAUUAUUGUUGAACUGCGUUAUGACCAGUUUUAAAGCCGAUCUCGUUGCUAAAAAACCCAUGUUCAUCUGUGCCUUAAUUCGUAAUUCCAGUGAUGAAGUCUUCCCUACACAUAUCCUCUGCCGCACAUUAGGUUUGUGCUUACUGGGAGCGGACACGGAUCCCAAAGAGCGGAAAAAGAUUAUGAAUGAAAUCUGGUCCAUGAUUGUUGAACAAAAGGAUUCCCAAAGCUACAUUUCGGCUGCCGAAAUUUGGGUGGAGUUUGCCGCCAAGUUCUUCACUGUCAAAGAAGUUAAUCGCAUUUUAAGUGACAUCAUAUCGCGCCUACUUCCCGAUCGUGCGUACGAAAGCUGUGCCAAUACUCUGCUACAAAUUACCGAGAAAAUUGUUCGCCAUACUAGAAGUUUCACUCUGUUACUGAGCAUGGAUAAAUUUAUGCCCUUUCUGGAUUUACUGCAAAAGGAAGACAUCCGGAUGAGUGCUGCUAAAUUGCUGCUUGAUUCCUAUUUAAAAUUUGAGCGAGACAGCACAUCGGAUCCUGUGGUGUUGAACGGUGCCAUGUUUGCAUGCAAAGUGAUACACGAUGGGAUUUCGUCGCUUUCUUCGGAUGACGAAAAGCGGGCAGCGGCAGCUUUGAUAUGUGGUUUUAUUCGGCGAGUGGAUUUCGGGAAAGAUUUUGAGCGACAGUUAUCGUUUUAUGGAGAAUGCCGCGAAGCCUUCCACAAUCUGGACGACGUGGCGGAGUUCCUUGUACACUGCGUGAACCAUCUGGCCAUGUCCACCCGGGCAAUCCAGAAAGGCCAGCACAAUCGGCGGACCGCAGCCUUUGUACGAGCCUGUGUAGCGUUUUCGUUUAUUACCGUUCCUUCCUUGUACCACAUUCCCAGCCAACUUCAUUUGUACCUUGAGUGUGCCCAAGUAGCCUUGGCGAAUCAGUGUGUCGGCCAAGUAGAGGCCUUGAUCAAGGCAGCCAUCCAGCUGUUUAAUAGUUCCAAGGACGAACUGGAAUCCUUCGCCACGAAAAUGCAUCCGGUGCAUCGCAUUGUCAUUGAAUUUGCCAGCGACUUGUUGGGGUUACUGUUAAUUGUCCCGGAUCCGCCUGAACAAGGCAUGUUGUACCUGGUGAGAGGGUUGAUGAACAGUAUUCAGGGAUUCGAUCUCGAAGUGAGGAUGGCAUUACAGCUACAACUGUUGGUGUAUUGUUCCGCUGCGGAACAGGAAGAUUACAUCUACCAUGUGGACGGUGUGGACUCCAAUGAUCGCCUGUACGGCGGGGAUCCGGAUUUCGUCACGGAGAUCCAGGAGAUGGGUGGUGUCUGUCUGUCCCACCUGAUCAGCAUUGUUAAUGAGCUGAAGUGUGCCAAGCAGGCGGGGCAGGCGGCGAAGUUGGCGCUGGAUGUGAUCGAUGUCCUAAUGAGCCAUGGGGAUGUGGGGCGUGUGAAGGGAGCUCUGAAAGUGAUGAUCGGUGUGGUGAAGAGCGCCGGACAGCAAUUGCCAGCUUCAGACGGGAAAAGGUGGCAGAGUUUGCGUAGUGUAAUACGGAGUAGGCCCUGGGCAAGUGAUAUUGGUGAUUUGCUCUAAAAGAGAUUGUGCAAAGAGGUUGCUCUAAAAGAGGUUUUCCUUUGUGCAGAGUAAUUUUUUCUGAAUGUUGGGGUAGGGUUAUGGAUGUUGGUUUGCGUUGUGCUUUCUUUCUAGUCACUGUUCCAUUGAUUCAUUUUGUAAUUUGGUUUUACAUUGCCGUUUAAUUUAAAGCGUUGGUAAAUUUCUCUGCGGUGGUGUUGAACUUUUAACCAUCGAAAAACAUAAAAACCAGGGUAAACCAUACCCUAAUCAGUGAUUAUGUGUGUGGACGGUAUUAAAGAGUA